This is a messenger RNA of Funneliformis mosseae, 987 nucleotides long. The record is from the annotation of a GenBank genome assembly. NCBI's taxonomy places the organism in Eukaryota, Fungi, Glomeromycota, Glomeromycetes, Glomerales, Glomeraceae.
AUGGCCGGAAAACGUUUUUCCUCAAUCAAAGAAGAACUCGAACAUUAUAAAGCCCGUACAUCUGCUUUAGAGGCUACGCUUCUAGAGACACAAUCUGGCAUGGAGGAGUUUCAAGCGACAUCACGAGAAUUAGAGGAAGACUUGGAGCGAGAGUUGGAACAAUCAGAAAAACGCUACAAAGAACUUAAAUCAAAGAAUGAGGCUUUAAAAAAUGAAGUCGAUGAAUGGAAGCAAAAAUAUUAUCAAUCAAAAUCGGAAUCUAAUGUGAAUCAAACACAGAUGCAAAGAGAACUUGAUUCUCUCCGAAGCUUACAAGAAAAAUUCGUGAUCAAGACACGAGAACUCGAAAUUGACUAUGAUGACUUGGAGAGAACAGAAAGAGCUGCAAAGAGUUCCUUGAUUGAUUUAGAAAACAAAUACAAUAAAGCCAUUGAGCGCAAUGUAAUUUUAGAAAACGAGUUAGAAGGAAAGAAUCUUUUGAUUGUUCAAGUACAACGUCUUAAAGAUGAUUUAAGAGAUGUAAACAUCGAAUUAGCCAUAUUGAAGAACAAACAAGAUGGUGAAUACGGACCACCGCCACCAUCAUCUGAACCUGUAUCUUCACCACCAAGGAAAGAAUUUUACAAUCCACCACCACCAAAACCAACGAUCAUCACGAACUCACAAAGAGCGGAAGCAAUGAACACACAAGUAAAUUCCAUAGAUCCAAACUCAAACCCCGUCAAAAUGGUACAAGAGAUGGUUGGAAGAGUCAAGAGUCUCGAAGCUCGUCUUGUUUCAUGCCGUUCACUUGUUACACCUUUACUUGCACCACCACCAUCAUACUCGACAACGAUGCCGCUUGCAUCAAACUCUCCUCCUCCAUCACCGAAAGCGCGAAUGGAUUCAUCGUAUCGAAAUCCACUGAAAUCAUAUAGACGUUCUUCCCUACAAAAGUCCAAAGCUUUCUCAAUGACUGUUAAUCAAAUGAGAUCCAAAGUUCAAUGA